Messenger RNA from Scedosporium apiospermum, 987 nucleotides. Its product is annotated as Short chain dehydrogenase. The coding region runs from base 1 to 987 and encodes 328 amino acids. The transcript is spliced from 2 exons. Lineage: Eukaryota; Fungi; Ascomycota; Sordariomycetes; Microascales; Microascaceae. The record is from RefSeq and is a predicted model, not a curated record.
AUGAGCUUCCUCCUCGCGUCCUACCGCUGGAUCCAAUCCCAGCGCCAAGAACUGCCCUACCCAACGCAAGACCUCACAGGCAAAACCAUCAUCGUAACAGGCGCCAACUCGGGUCUGGGCCGCGAAGCAGCGCGGCACUUUGCGCGGCUCAAUGCGCGGGUAAUCCUAGCGUGUCGGAACCGGAGCAAAGGCGAGGCGGCGCUCGCAGACAUCCGUGGCAGCUUAACCGGGACGGGAACGCCGCUGCUGGAGGUAUGGGAUUUGGACCUGGAGAGCCACCAGAGCGCCGAGGAGUUUCUUGCCAGGGCGGAGCGGGAGCUGGACAGGGUGGACGUGCUAGUGAAUAAUGCGAGCGUGGCGAUGGGGAAGUGGGAGGUCGUGGAGGGGAGGGAGGCGACGGUUACGGUGAAUGUUGUUUCGACGUUUCUGUUGACGGUGGGUUUGUUGGGGUUGUUGGGGAAGACGGCGGCGAGGUUUAAUGCCGAUACGCGGGUUGUUGUUGUUUCUUCGGAGGGAGCUGCUGCGGCUAAAUUCAAAGAGCGCAACGAAGCCAACAUCUUCAACGCCCUCCAAAACGAAGCCUAUUUCCAAGACCGCUACUUCACCAGCAAACUCCUCCAACUCAUCUGCGCCCGCAAGCUCGCAUCCACCUUACCCCCGGAAAGAGGAAUCAUCGUCACGUCUCUGAGCCCAGGCCUUUGCAACACCGAUCUCUUCCGGAACGCCCCGUGGUUCGCGCGGUGGAUACUCGGCGCCAUGCUGAGCCUGGUGGGGCGGUCGGCGGAGAUGGGAUCGCGCACGUUGGUGAGCGGCGCGUUGGCCGGGAGUGAGAUGCAUGGGGAGUAUAUGAGGCAUUGUGGGAGGGCGGAGUAUCCCGGGGUCGUGGAAGGGGAGGAGGGAGAGGCUUUGAUGGGGAGGGUUUGGGGGGAGUUGUUGGGGGUUUUGGAGGAGGUGAGGCCUGGUGUUACGAAGGGGUUGACGGGAUGA